This is a messenger RNA of Etheostoma cragini (Arkansas darter), 3325 nucleotides long. It is a transcript of the gene pheta1, whose product is annotated as PH domain containing endocytic trafficking adaptor 1. Gene Ontology annotation, biological process: retrograde transport, endosome to Golgi; endosome organization; receptor recycling. The transcript is spliced from 3 exons. The record is from RefSeq and is a predicted model, not a curated record. Lineage: Eukaryota; Metazoa; Chordata; Actinopteri; Perciformes; Percidae. Bases 434 to 1339 code for a protein of 301 amino acids. Gene Ontology annotation, cellular component: early endosome; recycling endosome; trans-Golgi network.
CCAUACACUGUGAGUUUAACUAACUGCCAGCGUAUAAAUUCUAGCUAGUGCUCAGCUGGAAAUGCUGACGCCACAUGCUCAUUUGUAUUCGCUCAACAGGCUAUGCGUUAGCUAGUUGACACGAACAGAGACUUUACAGACAGUGUUCAUUUAUAGUUGUGUCCCUGUGAUCUGAAUUCCCGAAAAGUGCUUAUGUGUCAAAAGCUUGUGACCAACCCACUAACCAACCAAUACCGAUUGAGACUGAAUCAUUCGUCCAAGCACGAUUAUGCUAGCAGAGCCUCAAUUUGGAGAGACCGAAAAAGACAAAACACGAUGGAGACAUGUCAAGUUAUUAACUCCAGAUGUGAAAGGAGGAGAGUGGAUUUCAGCAGGACAUGAGUAUAAACCAAUAAAAUAAAGAAUCUACUAAGGAAAAGACGGAGGGAGAAGGAUGAAGCUGAACGAACGCAGCGUGGCGCACUACGCCACCUGUGACUCCCCGCCGGACAAGACAGGCUUCCUCUUUAAAAAGGGUGAGCGCAACACAGCGUAUCACCGCCGCUGGUUUGUGCUGAAGGGUAACAUGCUCUUCUACUUCGAGGAGCGCGACAGCCGAGAGCCCAUCGGUGUCAUCGUCCUCGAAGGAUGCACCGUAGAGCUUUGCGAGUCGGCCGAGGAGUUUGCCUUCGCCAUCAAGUUUGACUGUGCCAAAGCGCGGGUGUACAAGAUGGCUGCUGAGAACCAAGCAGCCAUGGAGUCAUGGGUGAAAGCGUUGUCAAGGGCCAGCUUUGACUACAUGAGGCUGGUGGUGAAGGAGCUGGAGAGGCAGCUGGAGGAGAUCCAGGAGGCCGCAGGAGGCGGCUGUGUCGGGGCUGGAGUUGGAGGCCUGCAGGGUAGGCCUAAGUCGUCCUCCAGGCGAAACCACGUGGCACGAUCAAAGUCUGGAGCAUCCUCUUCUUCAUCAUCUUCAUCUUCCAUAUCAUCAUCAUCAUCAAGUGCCUCUCCCAUGGCUGGUCCCUUCCCUGCCCAGAAGAGCCUCCAGGAUGAGGUGCAGCUCAUCUCUGAUUGUUCCAAAGAGAACGGAGUUGCAUGGAGUAAACCGCCUGCUGCCUUCGCUAACGGAUUUGUUGAGGGAGCGUCUUCCUGUGUGGCCUGGGAAGCGUGCGCAGACUCUGGGAAUAACAUUGUGAUUGGGUGUGAGGCUGAUGGGAUGAGGGCUCCACCAGUGCCACCCAGGAGAAGAGGAGCCUCUCUGGAAAGCCCCGUCUCCCCUGGCACCGGCUGCUUCUCCAAGCUCCACGACUGGUACGGCAUAGAGGUGGAGGAACUGAGAGUGCAGUGGCUGCAGAGCCAAUAAAGUAAUGGAUUUUCUCUUUUUUUCCAAUUUUUUUAUCAUUCCUUCCUUCUUGAUCGUUCUGCAAUCUUAAACCCUUUUAAACUCAACAAACAGGGCACACAACCUAUUUGUAAAGCUAAGUCUUAUUGCCCAUCAAAAAAGACAAAUACUGAUUUAAGAAUGAUUCCAGAUCCUGUCUGGAACAGGGGAAUCAAUCUGUCUUCAGCAUCAACACUAUCCAUUGUACAAUCCAAUACCAAAUAUGCUCUUUUCCACAGUUUUUAAUGUAAUUUGUCAUGGACAAUUAAAAAUUUAAAAAAAAAAUCAAGAAAAAUAUAUGUUAUAUUAUUAUAUUGCCAAUAUUCAAGAUUUUUUCGCUUCCAAAUAUACUUGUGCAAUUGGGGUCAGUUUUCUUUAGAACUGUAGCAACCUUGAUCCAAACCAUUUUUUUUCUUCAGGUAUACAUGGAAGCUACGGUGUUAAUCACCUUAAAAACGGGAUAAAAUUAAAUAAAUAACUGCUAAAAUCACGACUUUUUUUCAAAUCCAAGCCCAGGAUGGCAAGGGUAUUUUUGUUAUAUGCAAAUGAAAUAAAAAAGGCCACAUCCUGUAAAUAACGAUCUGAAGACAUUGCAAGAAACAGAUCCACAUGGAUCAGGUUGCUAUAGCGACACGUUAUCCACGGCGUACAGAGGUGAAUGUAACAGUAAAUCCUGCAGCUGUGGGAUUGAUGAAAAAAUGAUAAAAAGCCGUUUUUUUUAGUUAAGGAUGUUUUUGUAAUCUAAUGUCAAGGGCACCAGUACAGUUAGCAGCACGUUUAAAAAGAAAUUCCUGUAAACUCUGGAUAAGAAGUGUUGGGGCAAAACGAGUCCAGUUUCUCCUGGCUGCUCCCAGCGGGGAACAUCCCACCCCAGAGACCUUGUGGUUGCCAAGGUCAGAACAUCCUGUUGCCAGUGUCUGGGGACCACGGUGAGCGCUGGAUGUCUCGCUCAGAGCACCACACUGGUAUUUUUAGCCCUGGUUAGCCAGCGGCCAGAUGAUGCUGUGUCACAAGAGUGCUCGUCACUUAGUUUUCUUAAGACUCUUCUUGUAUUUCAUAAAAGGAGUUUGUUUAUCCCUAACACGUGUCACUGUAAAUCUGUGACAAUUUCAUAUCAUACAAUCAAGUUAUCUUCAUUUCAUCAUACUGUUUGUUUAUUAAAGCGGAUUAACAUGAAUGUUACUAAAUGAGUUUUGCUGUUAGAGGCCUAUACUUUAUUUAAACAUCAAACCUCUUGGUUUGUAUAUUAAUAAUUUUGCUCUUCCAUGUAGGAAAUUAAUACCAGCAGUCUGCAAAACAGGCCUUUUAAAACUUUUUCUUUUAUAAUUCUAUAUUCAAUCACAUAGCUGUUUAAGUUUUUGUUUUAUCUGUGCCUUAUGUUAUAUUUAUUUACUGGUAUUGCCCUUGCAGUCACUACCAUAAUUUCUUUUCUCUUUUGCAAAGGCUCAUGUUGUUACAAUCUUUUGUUGACAACGGCUGUGUUUCUUCAGUCUGCAUCAUUGUGCAGCACCAUCAUUCCUGUUAUACUUGUACAGUGUGGAUUGUGUGGUUGUUGUUGUUUUUUUAAACAGCUGCAUCAGGGGCGGUAUGCUUUUGAUAAGCAUUAACUAAAAUGAUUGUGGUACCAAUUUUAUUAACUCCAGAAGAGCAUUACUGUAAUUACAGAUGACAAUAGACAAUUAAAGGAAAACAUGAUUGUGUCUAAUCAACCUUAAAAAUGAUCAUCUUUAUUCAAGAGUGCCAAAUGAGGAAUGCAACAUAAAUGCACAGUUAUUAAAUUGUCAGUUUUUCUUUUUGUUGACUUCCACAAUUGUAGUACACAUUUUCAAUGUUGUAGUACACGAUAUGAGUAUUAUUUAAAAUGACCAAUCAUAUUUAACGUAUUGUCCUGACAUGGUACCCUAAAAAGAUUAUUGUUUUAAAAAACGUGUUGUAAACCAUUCAAUAAAAAGUGCCAUUAAUCUGUUA